AAAAGAAGAAGUUUCGCUGCAACAUAAGAUGGCGGCCUGCUUAAACCUCGCACUUCGAGGUGCCUUUCUAUCACAGGGACGAAAUGUACCGGCCGUGUGGAUUCGAUUUGUUUGCAACCAUCCUCCGGAGAACAUGAAGACUGUGAUAUCAGAAUCUACGGAGGAAUACAAGUUCGUAGAGCGGCUCAUUCCGCCGUCCCGGGUGCCCUCACCGCCUAAACACGCUGGUCCAGCCCCGUCCGGCUGGACCCCUCCGGCGGACACCCCUCCGCCUCUGCCCUACAUGAUCCGCCGCUCCCGCAUGCACAACAUUCCGGUGUACACCGACCUGACCCACGGCAGCCGCAAGACAACGCUCGUAAGGAAAGUGGAGGGGGACAUUUGGGCUCUGGAGAAUGACGUGAAGCAGUAUCUGAAGGAGGUGGUGGGGAAGGAGCUGCCCACACAGGUCAACGAGGUCACCAUGACCUUGAAGGUCAAAGGUCACUUUGAUAGUGAGCUUAAACAAUGGCUGGCCAGCAAAGGCUUCUGAGGAGGAGGAGGAGGACUGUCCCAUCAUCAUGCUGAUCAGAGAGCUGUCCUGUGGACAUGGAGAGGACCGGCAUGUCAACACCUGGAGACAUGUCCUACAGAACUUCAAAAACCUAUUUCAAUACAGGAGGACGGACAGCAUUUGACUACUGCACCUUAUUUGACUUUCUUAGGACACCAGAGAGACAUUUAAUAUAUGGGAUUCAACUGUGUACAUACAUGUAAUGAAUGAAACAUUAAAUAUGAAAACAGA
This is a messenger RNA of Gymnodraco acuticeps, 784 nucleotides long. It is a transcript of the gene mrpl49, whose product is annotated as mitochondrial ribosomal protein L49. The record is from RefSeq and is a predicted model, not a curated record. Gene Ontology annotation, cellular component: ribosome; mitochondrial large ribosomal subunit. NCBI's taxonomy places the organism in Eukaryota, Metazoa, Chordata, Actinopteri, Perciformes, Bathydraconidae. Gene Ontology annotation, molecular function: structural constituent of ribosome. The transcript has a single exon. Gene Ontology annotation, biological process: translation. The coding region runs from base 29 to 532 and encodes 167 amino acids.